This is a messenger RNA of Galeopterus variegatus (Sunda flying lemur), 4919 nucleotides long. RefSeq names its product membrane-associated ring finger (C3HC4) 7, E3 ubiquitin protein ligase (gene MARCHF7). Lineage: Eukaryota; Metazoa; Chordata; Mammalia; Dermoptera; Cynocephalidae. Gene Ontology annotation, cellular component: nucleus. Gene Ontology annotation, molecular function: ubiquitin binding; zinc ion binding; ubiquitin conjugating enzyme binding. The transcript is spliced from 9 exons. Bases 157 to 2415 code for a protein of 752 amino acids. The record is from RefSeq and is a predicted model, not a curated record. Gene Ontology annotation, biological process: protein autoubiquitination.
GGAUCCCGGAGAGGGGCGGGCGCCAUUGUGCUUCUCUGUGAACUGCUCUGCUUCAGUCAGAGGCCUAGAACUCCGAGGAGGAAGGCAGCGGUGUGGUUGCUGCGAGCGGGACGUGCCCUGUUCAGUGCCAGUUCGGGAGCAAGGAAAACCUUAAAAAUGGAGUCUAAACCUUCAAGGAUUCCAAGAAGAAUUUCUGUUCAACCCUCCAACUCUUUAAGUGCUAGGAUGAUGUCUGGAAGCAGAGGAAGUAGUUUAAAUGAAACCUAUCACUCAAGAGACUCUUCAUUUAGACUGGAUUCUGAAUAUCAGUCUACAUCAGCAUCAGCUUCACCAUUUGAGUCUACAUGGUAUAGUGAAUCUGAGAUAACUCAGGGAGCACGAUCAAGAUCACAAAACCAGCAACGGGAUCAUGAUUCAAAAAGACCUAAACUUUCCUGUACAAACUGUACAUCUACCUCAGCUGGGAGAAAUGUUGGAAAUGGUUUAAGUUCAGUAUCAGAUUCUUCUUGGAGGCAUAGUCAGGCUCCCAGAUCUUCAUCGGUGGUACUUGGAUCAUUUGGAACAGACUUAAUGAGAGAGAGGAGAGAUGUGGAGAGAACAGAUUCCUCCAUUAGUAAUCUUAUGGAUUAUAGUCACCGAAGUGGCGAUUUCACAACUUCAUCAUAUGUUCAAGACAGAGUUCCUUCAUAUUCACAGGGAGCAAGACCAAAAGAAAACUCAGUGAGCACUUUACAGUUGAAUACAUCAUCCAUAAGCCACCAAUUGCCUUCUGAACAUCAGACUGUACCAAGUUCUAGGGACUCCAGCAGAAAUUCUUUAAGAUCAGAUUUUUCUCCAAGAGAAUCAGAAUCUCCCCGAAGCAGUACGCAACCUGGAUUUUCUUAUAUUUCAAGUAGAGAUGAAACCCCAACCAUAAACAAUUCUGAAAGGCUUGGUUCGUCUCAGAGAUCAUUUCAAGAAUCUUCUGACAAUGAAGGUAGGCGGACGACUAGGAGAUUGUUGUCACGUAUAGCUUCUAGCAUGUCAUCUACUUUUUUUUCACGAAGAUCUAGUCAGGAUUCCUUGAAUGCAAGAUCAUUGAGUUCUGAAAGUUCUUACAUUUCUCCAAGAAUCUUGACAGCUUCACACUCUCGUAAUAAUGCAGCAUCAACUUCUGAAGUUUCUGAUACUAGGGCAUCUGAAGCUUCUCAGGGAUUUCGAUUUCUUAGACGAAGAUGGGGUUUGUCAUCUCUUGGCCAGAAUCAUAGCUCUGAGUCAUAUUCAGAAAAUUUUAACCAAGAGUCUGAAGGCAGAAAUACAGGACCGUGGUUAUCUUCCUCACUUAGAAAUAGAUGCACACCUUUGUUCUCUAGAAGGAGACGAGAGGGAAGAGAUGAAUCUUCAAGGACACCUACCUCUGAUAUACCAUCUAGAUCUCAUAUUUUUAGAAGAGAAUCAAAUGAAAUGGUUCACCUUGAAGUACAGAAUGAUCCCCUUGGGGCUGCUGCCAACAGACCACAAGCAUCUGCAGCAUCAAGUAGUGCUACUACAGGUGGUUCCACAUCAGAUUCAGCUCAAGGUGGAAGAAAUACAGGAAUAACAGGGAUUUUUCCUGGUUCCUUAUUCCGAUUUGCAGUCCCCCCAGCACUUGGAAGUAAUUUGACCGACAAUAUCAUGAUCACUGUAGAUAUUAUUCCUUCAGGUUGGAAUUCAGCUGAUGGAAAAAGUGACAAAAGUAAGAGUGCACCUUCAAGAGAUCCAGAAAGACUGCAGAAGAUAAAAGAGAGCCUUCUUUUAGAGGACUCUGAAGAAGAAGAAGGUGACUUAUGUAGAAUUUGUCAGAUGGCAGCUGCAUCAUCAUCUAAUUUGCUGAUAGAGCCAUGCAAGUGCACAGGAAGUUUGCAGUAUGUCCACCAAGAGUGUAUGAAAAAGUGGUUGCAGGCCAAAAUUAACUCUGGUUCUUCAUUAGAGGCUGUAACCACUUGUGAACUCUGUAAAGAGAAGUUGCAGCUUAACCUGGAGGAUUUUGAUAUUCAUGAACUCCAUAGAGCUCAUGCAAAUGAACAAGCUGAGUAUGAGUUUAUCAGCUCUGGUCUCUACCUAGUUGUGUUAUUGCACUUGUGUGAACAAAGUUUUUCUGAUAUGAUGGGAAAUACAAAUGAACCAAGCACACGUGUCCGAUUUAUUAACCUUGCAAGAACUCUUCAGGCACAUAUGGAAGAUCUCGAAAGUAGGUGGAAUUUCCCCUCCCCAGACUUGUUGAAUUUACUUUUGCAGAUUAAACCCAUAGAGCAAAACCUAAGUAUAUAUUCCUUUCUACCAAAUCAGAGCUUUAUUUAUAGGCUUAAUAAUCCCAAAAUGACUGAUUUGGGAAAUAUGGGUUGGGCAACUGACAUUAGUUUUAAAAGCAUAUUUCUAAAAGUAUACUUACUUUAAAGUAUGGAAGGAUAUAAUUUUAACCAGUAGUACUUUUUACUUUUAUUUUAAAUAAAAUUUUAUUUUUUAUCACUUUGAUUUUAGUACUUGUAAUCAAAAAGAAAGCAUAAAUUUAACUACCUAUCAAAUCUGAUAGAAUUUUUUUUGUAAGAGAUUUUACUUUUAGAUCAUAAAUUGUUUUCCUGGGGCUUAUGUAUGGUUUCAGGAAAUAGGGGAGAAAGAGCCCUUGAUUCUGAGUCUGUAACAGAAGCUGUAGGUUUUUGUUUUUUUUGUUUUUUGCUCCUCAUUUAGUUCCUCAUGGACCUUUAAUAGGCAGCCAGCUUCACUAGCAGCUCCAAUCUCUUAAGAUCACGUUCCAGCAUCAGAACUUCUGCCUGUGCUCCUAUGUGAAGGCACUGUUGUGCCCAAAUCUUUACAGGCGUCUGCACAGCCUACCUCCUUCUUCUCACAGUCUUACAGCUUCCAGGGUGCUUCAUACCAGGUGGGCACAGGUUUUGGUGGCUCUGGAACAGGUCCUGGGAAUCCAAGAUGACCCCAGUUAACCCCUACCUUUUACUUUUUCACCCAAAGCAACAGGCUCUUCAUUCCAGUGCACUCUUUGAAGUGUUUUUUAAUAUGUAUUCUCCAAAUGAUUACGUUGUGUACUCAUUUUCAAAAUACUUGGAGUGUUAUCUGUAGUGUGCUUAACAUUUUUAUAGUAAGAGAAAGCUCAGUAUCCUUUGAAGUAAGUUUUGAGAAGGACUUGGUCCUUAUAAGAACCUUUUAUUUCCUUGAAUAUUGUAAGCCAUGGGUUUUUGUCAUUAAGUCUGUACUGUUUUUAAGUUUUAAAAGGAUUUCAGAUUAAACCAGACAACACAUUUUCACAAUUUUAAUCAGUAUACGUGAAAAUAAAGGAGUCAGUGGGAAUUUAUUUGGUGUAAAAAAAAUUUUUUCCAUUAUUUCCCGUAAUUUUUCUUCUUAGUUCAGAUCAGUUAUGAUGGUUAGUACAAACGUCUCCUUUUUUGCAUGUUUUUAAAAAAUUAUAAUUUAUGCUUUGUCAGAUGCGAUGAUAGUAAUUUGUUUCAGUGUAUGUUUUCCCCUGAUUUCUCAAUUUUUGAAAAACUAACAUUCUCAUUUAGAAUUUAGUUCCUUAAACAUAACAGUAUUUGCUCCCAGCAUGUGAGAGAGAAGAAAAAGAUGGAGGUGAAAUAUACCCAAACACAGCUGAGAGUGAAAGAUGUGGGUGCUACAGGUUAACUCCUACACAUCAGAAUAUUAAUAUAUUCUGAAAACUGGCUUGGGCUGAAUUUUCCUCUGUGGUGUUUUUAAUCAAAUAGAAAACACAAGAAGUUGCCUAAAAAGCUGUUGUCUUUUAGUUUGAUAUUUCUCCAUGAUAUAACAUAAAACUUAACCAUAUUUCUAUCAGUCAAAAGUUAGGUAUAUGCUUAAUAUCAUUUAUUAAAAAUGGAUUUCAUCUAUAAGUGAUGCAUACUUUUCCUGUGCUUUGCUCUAGGUUGAUUCCAUUUGCUGGAUACUUUUACAUUGUCCAAUAUCAAUACAAAAAAAGAGUACAUUAAACUUUUCUGCUUUUGAUAAUCGGGGGAGAUGCUGGUUGGAUGUAUAUUUUAGUGAACUUUCAUUUUCCUUCACAUGCAGAACAGUUUACAGAAUACAUAAUUUUAUACCUAUGGUGUCCUUCCAAAAGACAAUCUGGGGUGCUUUAUAUUAACUCUUGAGCUGCUAGUGACUCUUGUAUAAGUUGAAGUCAGAAACGUAUUGCAAAAGUGGCAAGUUUCUGACUUUGUGGAGACAUGGGAAUAAUCUCAACAACAGGUUUUUAGUGAUUCCAAUUACUUUAACUUAGGCUGUGUCUAUAUAAAGCUUUUUUGGCUUACUAAAUAGAGCUUUAUCUUGGCAUUGUAUAGACAUAGCUUUGAUGUAAAUCACAAGAACACCCAUAACAUAUUAUUCUGUGUACAUUUUUUUUGUUGUUCUCAUUGGAUGCAUCAAACAUGCAGUGGUAAUAAGCCAGAUUCUACUCAGGUGUGUGAGAACACUUGCCUUAAAUUCACUUUUUCUCUAGUGUAUAUAUCAUUAGCUACUAUGAACACGAAUUGUUCUCAGAAAUAUUUUAGAAGAUGCUUUUGAACCACAUUUUAAGCAUUUUCAUUUUUAUAAAAACUAUAUAACAUUACAAAAAGAUAUGGGGGUGGGGCGUUGUGGAUGGGCAUCACCCACAGUCAAACCACCCUAACCCUGUCAUGAUAACUUAUCAUUCUGACCAAACAGUAUACUAAAUUGGGAUUUUUGUUUUACAAGUCAUUGCUGUUCUGGCUUCAUAUUUAUCCCUCCCAUUCUCAUCCCCCUUAAAAUCAUUGAUUAUCCUGUUUUCUUUCAACAGCUUCAGAGGAUGAAUCCGAAGAAGAUGGAGACCAUAACAGAACGUUUGAUAUUGCCUAACUUCAUAUAAGACAAAUGGACGAUCUGUGAACAAGUGUUUAUUAAAACUGGCAAUUAAGAAUGAA